Messenger RNA from Rotaria socialis, 591 nucleotides. The record is from the annotation of a GenBank genome assembly. NCBI's taxonomy places the organism in Eukaryota, Metazoa, Rotifera, Eurotatoria, Philodinida, Philodinidae.
AUGGAUUUUUGGAAAGCACCUAUUCGAUAUUCUGAUGGCAACCAAUAUGUAUUAAUAAUCAUUGAUCGAUUAUCUAAAUAUGUUUCUGCCCGGGCAUUAUCAUCAGAAAAUGCCAGAGACGCUGCCGAGAUACUAUUUGAAGACAUUAUAUUGAAACAUGGUGCAAUUCGAUUUAUACAAUCCGGCCAAGGUUCUCAUUUCAUAAAUGAACUAUUGUCGGUAAUCACACAAUUAACUGGUUGUAAACAGGUAUUUUCAAUUCCGUAUCACUCCAUGUCGAAUGGUCAAGUGGAACGAUUUAAUUCAAUCUUUUGUGAUCAAAUCAAGAAAUAUUAUCAUGAUAACAUCAAUGAUUGGGAUAUCUAUUUGCAAUCGAUUGUUUGGGCAUAUAAUUCGAGUAUUCACUCUGUAACUGGUUUUAUUUCAUAUGAAUUAGCAUUUAAUCGUCAACUAAUAUCACCGUUUGAAUUUCCAUCAUCUGAAAUUACAAUGUUAAAACCACACGAUUGUUGGGGGAAAAGCAAACAAAUUCAAGCAAGUGGUCAUUCAUGCAGCUCAAUUCAAUAUCAAACAACAACAACAACUGAGUAA